ACACCGCCCCGGGUUUCCUCACGCCUCCGCCCUCCCACCCGCUCACUCCCGUCCCUAUCCACCGCGAUGGCCUCCCGCCUCGCCGUCGCCGUCGCCGUCGCCGCGCCCGCGUCGUCUCCUUCCCCGGUCGGCACCGUCGCCCCGCCCCGCGUCGCCCUCCGCCGAGGCCUCCCGCCGACGUGGCACGCUCUCCGCGCCCUCCCUCGAUCCCGUGGCGCGGCCGUCGUGUGCCAGGCCCAGGGCGGCCAGGACACCGCCAUCCAAGUUCCUGAUGUGAGCAAAUCCACAUGGCAAUCACUUGUGGUGGAGAGCGAGCUUCCCGUCCUCGUUCAGUUCUGGGCCUCAUGGUGUGGACCGUGUAAGAUGAUAGACCCCAUCGUUGGCAAGCUCUCGAAGGAGUACGAAGGAAAGCUGAAGUGUUACAAGCUAAACACCGACGAGAACCCUGACAUCGCGACCCAAUUCGGCAUCCGGAGCAUCCCCACCAUGAUGAUAUUCAAGAAUGGUGAGAAGAAGGACGCGGUGAUUGGAGCCGUGCCAGAGAGCACCCUGGUCACCUGCAUCGACAAGUACGUUGGUGGGAGGUGAAAUCUCAAUCUGGGCCACUAGCCUUGGACUUCCAUAUGUAGACGGAUGGGUAUGUGUAUACCGUUCAUAUCGAACUGCUGUUGAGUAGUUGUAUGUAGAUAAUAAUGUGAUGCUCACUCCAAUAAAUGCGAUUCAAGGAUGGGCAAGUCAUCUGGAUGAAAGGUUGCUUUUGGUCUAGCUUUUUAGGUUCUAUGUUUCAUUCAUUGAGUUGUGGUCUGUAUGUAGAUCUGAUGAGUCAUAUGCAGCUAAUUUUCC
Molecule: messenger RNA, 843 nt
Organism: Zea mays
Lineage: Eukaryota; Viridiplantae; Streptophyta; Magnoliopsida; Poales; Poaceae
Product: thioredoxin M-type
Cellular component (GO): cytoplasm
Molecular function (GO): protein-disulfide reductase activity
Source: RefSeq, marked validated